Messenger RNA from Trachemys scripta elegans, 6133 nucleotides. RefSeq names its product alpha 1,4-galactosyltransferase (P blood group) (gene A4GALT). NCBI's taxonomy places the organism in Eukaryota, Metazoa, Chordata, Testudines, Emydidae. Gene Ontology annotation, biological process: protein O-linked glycosylation. The coding region runs from base 371 to 1444 and encodes 357 amino acids. The transcript has 3 exons. The record is from RefSeq and is a predicted model, not a curated record. Gene Ontology annotation, molecular function: acetylglucosaminyltransferase activity.
GACCGUCGGGGAGGUGGAUCCUCCUUUCAGAAGCCGCCUCUCUCCUUCUGCGCUUAGCCCUCCGCUCCCAGCAGGGAGUGGCCGCCUCGGGAGGGGCCCCGUGGGCCAGCAGCGGUGGAAGUGGCUGAAGCCAGGGGAAAAAUCUAAGCUGCAGUUGAUCCAAACCAACCUUUUUUAUUUCUGUCUUUUGGCUUUGUAUUCACUCAGCUCUAACAACUUGCCUAUUUCUCAACAAUAUCAAAUGCUUCUGGGAAAAAUGGGGAAACACUAAGGCCUGAUUGUCCAGUUCUGACUGGUUCCUUUCUAGACUGAAGAAUUUGGAUCACCCUAUUUUUUAUUGGAAGAACAAGGCCCUGGGGUAGAGGCAAAAAUGUACAAAACGCCCAUCUGCGUGCUACAGCUAAGCAGGGUGGUGAUGAACCACAAGCUCUGGGCUGUGUUUAUCAUCACCUUCAAGUUCAUGUCCUUUGUCUCCAUAAUGUUUUACUGGAAAAUCACUGAGGAUGCCAAAGGCAAGAGUCUGCUCUAUGGCUUGCCUCUGGAUGUCAAAUGUCCUCGAUCUGUGCCUUCUCCUCCCCCAGCUGUAUCUGGCAGGCCACCUCCACCGCCUGGGGAUAUAUUUUUUGUGGAGACCUCAGAAAAAACCAACCCAAGUUUUCUCUUUAUGUGCUCUGUCGAAUCAGCAGCCAGGGCUCACCCUGAGACCAAAGUAGUCAUCCUUAUGAAGGGCUUGGCAAACAGAAAUUUCACUCUUCCAAAACACUGGGGCUUCUCCCUGCUGAGUUGCUUCCCCAAUGUGGAAAUCCGGCCACUGGACUUGAAUGACCUUUUCUCUGGUACCCCUCUAGCUGACUGGUAUUUGGUGGCCCAGCACAGAUGGGAGCCUUAUUUCUUACCCAUACUUUCUGAUGCCUGUAGAAUUGCUAUCAUGUGGAAAUUUGGGGGUAUCUACUUAGACACAGACUUCAUAGUCCUUAAGAACUUAAAGAACCUCACCAAUGCACUUGGAACCCAGUCCAAAUAUGUAUUGAAUGGAGCUUUUCUCUCUUUUGAAGCCAAACACAAGUUCAUAGAGCUUUGCAUGCAGGACUAUGUGGAUAAUUACAAUGGCUGGAUCUGGGGGCACCAGGGCCCACAGCUUUUAACACGUGUUUUCAAAAAAUGGUGCUCGAUCAGGAGUCUCCGGAGCAGUAAAAGCUGUAAAGGAGUCAGUACUCUUCCCAGAGAAGCCUUUUAUCCCAUCCGCUGGCAGGACUGGAAGAAGUACUUUGAAGUGGUCAGCUCUUCGGAGCUUCACAGACUCUUCAAGAACACCUACGCGGUGCAUAUUUGGAAUAAAAAGAGCCAAGGGACAAGAUUUGAGAUCACCUCAAAAGCUUUACUGGCUCAGCUGCAUUCCCAUUACUGCCCUUCAACGUAUGGGAUAAUGAAGAAAUAUUUUUGAAAGGAAUUGUUUGACCCACCUGUCACCUAACUGAACAAAGGAAGUAGCCAAAACUGUUCAGCCUUCCAAGCAAAAAUGUACAUUUGAAAGUGCUUCUAUCUCUGUGAAUCAUCAAUCACCAGGCAGUGUGAUAUAGUGAAAUUCAAAGAUAAAUGUAGGUAGGCUGAAUGUAGGUUGAACACAGGAGUUAACUAAAGACUGAGCAGUGCUUGCCUCGUUUUUCUUCCUUUCCUUACACUCGGGUCCCUUUACACUACUCUGGCUGUGUAAAGGGACCUUAAGAUGGGAGUAAAUGUUGCAACACUCUGGCAGCAUAAAGAGAUUUUAAAGUGAGAGUAAACCGUCUUUAUUCUGCCAACAGGGCAUAAAGGGGCCUUAGUAUAAAUGAAAAGCUGGACCCAGGUCAUUGGUUGAUUCUUGUGAGCUCCCAAAUAUCUUCAAAGAAAUAGUGAGGGAAGCAGAGGGAAGAUGAAUUGAGGAAGAAGUUAAAAGGAGGAUCAGAAAAGGCAGCAAGGGAAGGGAAUAAGGAAGACGAGAAAAGAAAGAGAGGGCGAUUUUUUUUUUUUUUUUACCCUUCUUUUUUUUCUUCUUUUCCUUACUGCAGAAACCAGUGGCUGAAUGGAACUUCCACAUGUUCCAGCUUUUAUUUUACAAACCUUUAACGGGACACUUCUGUGUGUACAAGGAGCCAUGUGCUAUAUUGUCCUUGGUCAGUUCUUAAUGGGGCAAAUACCCAUUGUCUCCAGCGUGAGGUUUGACUGUGUAAGGAAUUCAGGGUUUGUCCAAAGGUGGGUUUUUUUUUUUUUUUUUUUUUUUUUUUAAAUUAAAACUUCUAAGCAGCCAUGGGACAAACUUUAUUUUAAACGAGGGUCAGAAUUAAUAUGCUAUGAAGAUGCAAGUGAUGGGUGUGUCCAGAUUGUCUUGCCUGUCUUCUGAUUGGAGAGCUGUAAAAUGUCACUUCCUUUUAUUGGAAUGAUCUGUGGAUUUGUGUGUAUACCCACUGCAACUCUCCCCACCCCUCUCCGUCACUGUAGUAUCUGAGCAACUAUUAAUCAUUUUAUUCUCACAACACCACGGGGAGGCAGGGAAGUACCACUCUCCUAUUUUACAGAUGGACAACUGAGAGACAGAGAGAUUAAGGAUGGGAGUUAGUUGCCUAAAUACCUCUGAGGAUCUGGGCCUAAGCUCCUUGCCCAAGAUCACAUAGGAAAUGCAUGGCAGAACUGGAAGUUGAACUUAGAUUUUUCUGAACCUCACUUUAGCACCGGAACUGAAAGACCCUGCUUCUUACACUUUCAAAUCUUCUGUGGCAUUCUGCUGCUAUUUCUGGCACAGAAAGUAGCCUGGAGGUGCAGGGGUCAUCUUUGAGCCCUGAAUAAAUGCUACUGAAAGCAUCUGUGGCUCUCAGACUCUUCCUAACUGAUGUGUGGGGGAGACAGUUUCUGUUGUGGAAAAAGUUGUGUCUUUGCAGACUCCCAGCACUGACAUGAGCCCAAGGAGAGACCAUAAAAGCUUUGGGACUUUUGACAGGAAAUUCCAGUUUCCAUAAACUCAGUGUAAAAUAAAUGAUGAAAUCCAUAUUUCUUUUCUUACACAACAGAUUGUAGCUGUGUGCUGUUACUAAUGGGACUGGGUAAGCAUUACAUCAUCUGUGAAACACCUGCUCUGUGUGAAGGCAGAGAUGAGCUGCCAACAGACCUGUCAGGGGGAGUGUAGCAGUGAUGGAGGGCAAUGAAUGGGAUGGCUUUUUGCAGCAUUGAAGGGACUUGUUGCUGAAAGGGUCAGGUAGAAUAAAGUGGUGGUAUACUUUGGAAAGGAGGGGGAAGCAUUGGGCGGGAGAGAAAUUUUACUGCUCCAUCUCCCAGCUUUCGAGCCUUCAUUUGAAGCUUCUGCUGCUGCCACCACAGGGCACCUCUCCUGUCUUUAAUUCACCACCCUCCCAUCUGUCUGUCUCCGAUCUUGAGACCUGACACUGCAAGAGACUGAACAUCUCCUGUGAAGUGAAGGGGAGCUGAAAAAACUUAGAAUCUCACAGGAGGCACUCAACACCUUGCAUUAAUGGGCUCUUACUGGUUAAAUUGGAUUCAACUGUAGCCUCCACAAUGGGGAAAAAAUGUGCCGCCUUCCUCUGUCUUGACCACCACUUCUUCCUGCUUUUUGAUUCAGCUGUGAGUCUAUAGCACGAUUUGGAGCACAGCUGAACUGACAAAGAAGCAUUAGUAGCUAUAAGGGAGGCAAGCUGCCAGUUAACGCAUCAGUCUCAGUGCACACACACUCUAAAACAAGAUUUAUAGUAAGAGGGGUCACCCAGGGCCACAGACAUGUGCUGAGAUGGUUGUCAUGGGCGAGUGGAGCAUCAUCCAUCUCCUACCCUGUACUCUGUAAAGGAAACCAUAGUACUAUAAAAUAUUUUAAACACCUUGUCUGAGCCUUAAACAGUUGGUUUUCUUAUGAAUAAAGAUGGGCUUGAGCUAUUAACUUCAGAUCUAAAAAUAAGCUUUUCUGAUGUUCAGGGACAGUGGCUGAUCCAGCGCUCCAUUUCAUGAAUAUGACUAAUGCUGCAUCCUAAUAGGAUGGUAUCAUCUGGCACUUCUGGAAAACUGCUCGAAGUCAUGAUCCGACCAACACCACUGGCUGCUCUGGCUCUAUCUGACCUUCAAGUCUGCAGCUGCUUCAGGGCUUUUUCUGCUUCCCAGCUCAACCACAAGCAAGCACAGAUUUGCUCAGCUGAGCCAAGGAUAUGUAUAAAACAAAAGACGGCCUGAAGCAUAGCAGGACAAAAUCUCUUUCUUUCUUUCUCUGUUUAUUUGCAACCACCCAAAUGACCCAAACAGCAGAGCAAAAGAACCCUAACCUACUAUGGAACUCAUCCCCCUCACUUCACAAAGCUAUGAGUAGUCAGGUGUGGCUUAUUUUCCCUCUAAACCUUAGGUCACGCUCUUAGUUUUACUCUCCUUUUCCUAUGUGUCCUACAGUCAUUUUGAUUUUGUUGGUUUCCUCACAGUCCCCACCCUGAGCACUUCAAAAUACAGAAUACACACUUUUCAAAAACAAGUGUACUUACCAAAAACCAACAAUGUCUAAGAGCAUAGGAACUGUGUUCUUACACAGACCAUGGGGCUGCUGUAUGUCAGUAUCCCGUCUCCAUCCACUGGAGCCAAUGUUGGCUAUUUCAGAGGAAGGCAAACUGUGUACCCAUUGUAACUUUGCAACACUAUAUGCUGGGGAUCUUCCUGAGCCCUACCUCAUGAACAUUUUAUAUCUGAGACAUUAGCAUUGAUAGCCCUUGUAUAUUUUUUCCAGCUUGUGUCAGUGCAGCUGCUAUUCCUGUCUAUAUAAAUGGAUAGAAAUGCAAGGAAUUGCCAGGCUGGGACAGAUCCCUGGUCUGGGUAGUAUGGUAUCCUAUUUCUGGUAUUUCUCUUUUACUUGGCCUCAGUCCAGCUGAGCAAUGAAAUGUUAGUUGAGCCAAGGACAGCCUAAUGGUCAAGGCAUGGACUUAAUUUGGUCAGGCUGCAUCACAGUGUGCACUUUAUUUGGUCACACUCUUUGCCUCUGAAUUUCAUGUAAAAUCUGCUUAUGUGAAAAAGUGCCUUUUCAUAGAAUGGCCUAUUUCUCUGCAACUUGCAACCUGCAUAAAGAGCUUUGCAUUGAUCCCGUGUUCUCUCCACUGCUGCAAAUAGACUAGAGGUCAGUUGUUAAAUUGGGAGGGAGUCCCUCUGUCCUAGUAGAACAUAGGAAGUUGGGUCAGUUGUGUCCUGGCAGAUUAGCUUGCAGUAUGUUAGGAAAAUUCUAAAUUUAGGAUUUGGGUGGGACAUUGUUGAUUCAUGGCAGCUUAAUAUCAGGCUAAAGGAAGAGGCCAAUCUAGUCUGCAGUGAAAUGCAUAAUAAAGGCCUUUGCACAUUAAGGAUCAUGUGCCUUGAAUAUCUCCAUUCUGACUGCUGCCUUAGUGAUCCUGAUCACACAGAUAAAAGGGGUGCCCAGUGGAAUUCAAAUGUUUCAUUUGCCUGGUGUUUCCUUUUCCAUUUUGAGGGAAAUGAAUACAGCAUCUCUCUCUCACCCAUGCGCGAGGAAACAGACUUGAGCCAGUAGUGGUUGUAUUUGAGUCAUUUGCCCCUAUGGUCCCACCUCAAGGGUUAAAUAGAUCUAGUUUAAAAAAAAAAUUGGAUAGAACACUUUUCUGUCAUAAUGCAGUUUUGACUAAAUCAAAACUUUUUGCAGGAACAUACAGAUUUUUGACUAAAUUUUGCAAUGGGUAAAAGUCGAAACAUUUUGUGUUCAGAGUAAUUUUGAUUUUUGUUUGGCUUUUGGUAUUAAACAUGUAUGUAAUAUUUUAAUAUGGUAUAAAAGUCACAACAAAAUGAAUUGAAAUGACACUUUUGAAAUGAAAUGUUUUUACGCUGAUGAAACAUUUCAAAGCUAUUGAAAUUAAAUGUUUAGAUGGUCCCAAGUUGAUUUUUCUUUUUUCCCCUCUUAAUUUUUGGUUCACAGGAAACUACAACAUUUUGGCUUUUCGUUCUGGUUUGGAGCAAUUUUUUUUGUCAGACUCUCCUGCAGAAUGCAAAUUGUGGCUCCCAACCAGCUCUAAUAAGCUGUAAUGUUGUCUGAAGCACCAGCCAAAUGCAGUUCAAUGUGGAAGAAUCAUUAUCGAGAAGGGAAAGGGAAAAUUUGGUUGUUUUUUUUUUUUUUUUU